CUACGGGGCGCCGCAGCGGCCAUUCCCCGCCGCUGGUGCUGCUGUCGCCAUGCCGCGGUACGCGCAGCUGGUGAUGGGCCCGGCGGGCAGCGGGAAGAGCACGUACUGCUCCACCAUGGUGCAGCACUGCGAGGCGCUGGGCCGCGCCGUGCAGGUGGUGAACCUGGACCCGGCGGCCGAGCUGUUCAGCUACCCCGUGAUGGCAGACAUCCGUGAGCUGAUAGAGGUGGACGAUGUGAUGGAGGAUGAAUCCCUGAGGUUUGGCCCCAAUGGAGGUUUGGUGUUCUGCAUGGAGUACUUUGCCAACAACUUUAACUGGCUGGAGGAGAGCCUGGGGCACGUGGAGGAUGAUUAUAUAUUGUUUGACUGUCCAGGUCAGAUCGAGCUCUACACACACCUGCCAGUGAUGAAACAGCUGGUGGAGCAGCUCCAGCAGUGGGAAUUCCGUGUCUGUGGAGUCUUCCUUGUGGAUUCUCAGUUUAUGGUGGAAUCUUUUAAGUUUAUCUCUGGAAUUCUGGCAGCACUCAGUGCAAUGAUAUCUUUAGAGAUUCCACAGAUUAACAUCAUGACCAAAAUGGAUUUGCUGAGCAAGAAAGCCAAGAAGGAAAUAGAAAAGUACUUAGAUCCAGACAUGUAUUCUAUGAUUGAAGAUUCUACAAAUAUAUUAAAAAGCAAAAGGUUUAAGAAGCUGACUAAAUCUAUAUGUGGAUUGAUUGAUGACUAUGGGAUGGUUCGGUUUCUGCCUUUCGAUCGCUCUGACGAGGAAAGUAUCAACAUCGUUCUGCAGCACAUAGACUUCACCAUCCAGUAUGGAGAGGAUCUGGAAUUUAAAGAGCCAAAGGAAUAUGAAGAAGAUAAAUCUGCUCUUGUGGAUGAAUACUUUCAGGAUCGUGUGGAUGAGUAAAAAAAAAUAUGUUCAAACUGUGAGGAAAAUACUUUGUGGGGAAAAGUGAAAAAAAAAUCCUGACCCCCUACACAAACACAAUGUUUUAUCUGUAAGGUAACUAAUAUUUAUAGUAAAGAGUGAGUUAUAUGACCUCAAAACUAUUUUAAUAAACAGUUUUUUAUUCUUG
This is a messenger RNA of Corapipo altera (White-ruffed manakin), 1073 nucleotides long. RefSeq names its product GPN-loop GTPase 3 (gene GPN3). The transcript has 8 exons. Lineage: Eukaryota; Metazoa; Chordata; Aves; Passeriformes; Pipridae. Gene Ontology annotation, molecular function: GTPase activity. Bases 50 to 904 code for a protein of 284 amino acids. The record is from RefSeq and is a predicted model, not a curated record.